UGUUGAUUUAGAAACUCGUUAGCGUGCUUUUCCUCAACUUUUCAGUUUACAUGAAUGAGUACAUUUCCGGUUGUAGAAGGAAGUUCAAGUUAUUUACAAGCACGAACGGCGAAGUAGUGCUAGCUACAGUUCGGACGGUUUGCUACUAUGAAAGUGUCCCGAUUUCAGAGGUAUUGUUCGAUGUUAAAUUUUGUGCUCUGUUGUAGGCAUGAACGAACAUACUGAUUCAUGAUACCAAUUUGACCUCAGUUAUUCACUAGAAAAGAACGUCUACGUAGCGUUGAGCUCUAGUGCUCUAUGGAAUAGAUAAAAAUGUUCAAUUGAUUGCCUAGAAGAUACUAUAUAUCUUUGAUUUUUUUUCAAUGAAUGAUCGUCACGUUUCCUGUCAGAAGUUUGCACGAGUUUCGAUCGAAGAAGGUCAAAAUUAAUGCAUGUAACAAAACAAGAUCGUGUAUUUUCCAUGCGUGUAUUUUCUUUGCUAUCAAUUAUUAUUGCUUGACAAGCUAUAACAUACUCUCGUUCCUUAUAGCAUUCAUUUAUUUCUGUCAAAUUGAUGACGUGCUCCUUCAGAGCAAGUCGAACUUAGGAACGAACCGCACGCAGUCGCUUAGACACGAAGUUACAUGUCAUUUUUUCUGCUCUGUUUCUGAUCGGCUCAGUUGGAUAAAAACGGCUUGAAAUCAAAAUUAUCGCUUUUUAGCGUUCAGUUGACGGACUAGUUUUAUGCGGUCAUUAAAUUUUUAUACCGAUCUGUAUAAAAGAUUUCCCUAGACCUAAAACAAGUUAUUACAACAGGAAAAACAAACAUUCAGUAAGACUGUUUAAGGUAAGACUUCUCGCUGGCUUCGAAAGAAUAAUUCAUCGUAAUUCCGAACAAUGCUCCUUGCCCAUCUCUUUUUUAUCUUUAUGUUAAUAAUAAUGUUUCAGAAUUCAUCAAUAAUUCACCUUUUCAUGGUUAUGUUAAAAUCUAACGCUUUUGAAACCGACGUUGAAAUUACCGAUGGUAACCAAUCAAAAUUAAAAGGACGAUCCCGCGGCUUCCUUAGCUCAAAAAGGAGGAGUAACUUAAGCAUCCUUAUUUGCAAUUUUUGAGGUUGAUUGUUUCCGCUUUGUUUUGUCUCCAUGGAAACGUUGAAAAUACAAUACCGUCUUAAUGGGUAGCAUAACGACUGAUAAGGAAGCGAAUUUUUUUCUGAUCGAGGACAUCGAUCCAUUUUGUUUUUAGCCGUAUCUGCUUGAUAUCUUAGGUUAAACGAUCAGGUGAAUAAGGAGCGCCCGCAAGGGGUAUACGUUGAAGGACCCCUGUUGUGAAAAACGGUGAACAGAGGAAUGAGUAUCAUCAGUUUACCAUUGAGCCUGUUCCAAGGAUUCAGAUAAAGGGGAAAAAUAAACUCGUACCCAGAUCUCACUCUGUUAAGGUGUGAGAUUAGGGGAAAGCGCAAAGAAAAUAGACAAUUAAAUUUUCAGUAACCACUAAAAUAUCGGCCAUGAUGACCGCCAUUUUAAAUGACUAACCUAAGUUAAAUACCUGCCAAUUGUUUUAUGAUCACAUGGUAGAUAAAAAGCCGUCUAAUUUCACGCUAGCCUUCGUGUCUGACCAACAUAAUUGUGACACCGGAGGUGUAACUUUGUAGCAUCUAAAUCCAGUAGCUUUAGAAUAAAUAUAAGAAAAUUCUGUCCAACAGUUAUAGGAUGUUAUUAUUGGAAUGAUAUUUCUUUAUCUUUAGGUAAAAAGACAACUAAAAAAAUUGUUUAAAAGAGCACUAUAUUACUAUUAUCUUGCUCAGUACUAAUAACUGCCAUACCGACCCUGGUGUGUUCUUAGAUAUUUUUGUGUACUUUCCUUUUUAAUUUCUCUCUUUUACAUUUCAAACUUCAAAUACUUGUCUUUUUUUUCUCUUUUAUCCUAAAUAAAACUGUAAUUUACUCAUUGGGCUUAAAAUUAGUUUUACUAUUUCUGGCCCUUCCGCCAUUAAUUCUUGUGAUAAUGAUGUCUUCGAAUCUGGUAAUAUAAAUAAAUGGAUGAAAUAGCUAGUAAAAUACAGAAGAAAAUACAACUGACUCACAGCCCAUGUUUAAUUAAAUUCCGUCUUUAUUUCAACAGGCGCGGUGAGAUUUCUGAGCAGAUCUUCAACUUCAUCAAUGGCGAGUUUAUUCCCCCUCUUGGAGGAGCAUUUGCUGAGACAUUAAAUCCAAGUACUGGAGAAGCCCUAUGCAAGUAUCCUCUAUCGAACAUUUUGGAUGUACAAAAAGCGGUGGAAGCUGCGAAAUCUGCGCAAAAGCAAUGGUCUAAAAUGUCUACGGUACUGUCACCUGAUAUAAAUUGUUUGCAUCUGACACUUUAUAGAACCUCUAAUAGGGCGUUUUCACUCACGUAACCAGCAUCUAUGCAAAUUUAUUGGAACAAAAGAAAGCGUUGCAUAAGAAAAGAGUUCAACUCCCACAGGAUUAGUUCGGGACGCCAACAAGUUAAGGCCGCCGUUUCAUUGUUUUGGGACACCAAUAUGGCCGCCGUGACGUCAUGUGAAAACACUCUAUUUGAACUCGACUUGGUGAUUCAAAGGUAAAAUUUCCCACAAAUGUCAAGGCCUCUAGAACAAUUUAAAAUUCGAGCCUUUUCCGCCCGUCCAAUCAGAGGGAAAGGUGUAAAGCAAUUACAAUUACAUCACUAGUGACAAACGUCUGAUUGAUACUGCGCGUCCACGUGACAUGGCCUUAAGCCAAUGGCAUUGCCAGGAAUGGAAAAAGUACUGACAUUUUCUCAGUUAAAACUAUUUGUUGCCAAAAAUUGCCACUUCAUAUAUGGUUCGCAAUCUGAUAAGUUCAUUGUAUGCUUACCAAAAAUUGCCAUUAUAAUUCACCAUAUAUCACAACUGCCAAGGUUUUAAAGAGCACAUUUAUCUUCCGAAUUUUAAAAUUUAAACACUGGUUUUUUAAUUACGACCUCAAUAUUAGAUCAAUGUUCUACUUCUUUUAUUGUUUGUUAUUUGUUUUUGUCUCAUGCAUGCUUUUUUUACAUCAUAAGAUCAAGAGAGCCAACGUAUUGAACCAAGUGGCUGAACUGUUGGAGAAAAGGUCUGAAGCGUUUGUUCGCGCGGAGAUUAUGGACCAGGGACGAGCUAUCCAAGGCGCCAGUAAAGAGUACAAUGAUGUUCACAGAGAGGUUCACAAUAUCAAACACUUUACUGCUUUAGCGAUAGCCAUGACAGAAUCAGCGACGAAAACAAAUGGUAAUGAAUUGGGUUUUAUCCGGUCCAGUUAUCAGGAAUGAAACUUCCUCUCACAAUUGAAAUUUUGAGAAAUAAAAGAGCGGAAUUUUCACAUUUAUAAGGCAAAAUGCUUGAAGAAAAGAGAGAGAACCAACAACAAACUCAACCCACAUAUGGCGUCGACGCUGGGAUUUCCAACCCGAGCCACAUUGGCAUCCGCAUGAGGCGAGUGCUCUCAUCAUUGCAUACCAUGCCAGUUUAAGACGAUUUUGCGUGGUGAAAAAUUGGUGUUUGCUAACAUUGAAAGAGUCGCCUGAAAUCUCCCAGGACGAAAAUGGGAAUUGGCUUGGGAAAGAAUUCGUUUCCUUGAUCAACUAUUUUGUUUCUGAAGGAAGAGUCUUUACCGACAUCGGCUUAACAGUCGCUGUCAAAAUAGCUUAUUUCGAGUCUACAUGGGAUUCACAAACAGAAUAUACUGUAGGCCGGUUAUUGUUCUAAAGUGAUCUAUUUUCUUUCUUGAUAGAUUCUGUCAGUUAUUCGUGCCGUUAUCCUCUGGGGGUGAUCGGAAUUGUCACAUCUUGGGCGUCACCUCUACACUCGGUGUUGUGGCACGCCAUUCCAGCGCUGGCCUGUGGUAACUGCGUUAUCAUCAAGCCAUCAUGUCUGGCACCAAUUGAAAUUCAUUUACUGGCCAAAACAUUUAGUGAUGCAGGUAAUUGACUAAACACAUGAUUGCCAGUGCCGGUCUUGUUCCAAAAAAAAUUCGUAUAAAACAGGAAAAAAAUUACCACCAGGACAACCAAACACGUAGAAUUAGUAUCGCCGAUCCCCAUAUCAACACCUGCGUGGAAAGGGACAGAAAAACCAUUAGAGCAAUCCCCCUACCUCCCCCUCCCCCUCCCCAAAAAAAGGCCCUCGCAUCCCUGGCGGCGCUAGUAGUAAAGUGAAAUACACCAGGCCAAAAUCAGGGGGAAGGGCGCUGAAACACUUUUAAAAUUUCUCUUUCAAAGCUGUCGUGCCCACAAAUGAAAUUUAAAGAAAUAAAAUCAAAGAGAACUAGUUGCCUGUGCUCAGCUUUUCGGUUAAGACUGCAAGUGUUGUAGUUCUAUUCAUUUAUUUAUAUAUUUAUUUAUUUGCUGGCGGAGCCGCGAAAAGAUUGUCUCCGCUUCCAAGAAAGUACCCCGGGCAUAACAAUCCCGCCAGCUACGUAGGCUCGAGAGCUACUGGAAUUCUUUUUGAUGUAUCCAUACGCAACAUGGGGAGUGAACCCCAAGGAUUUCUGAUGUUGCUGCCUGUUAAAGCCUUAAAUAAGGACCUGACUUAAUAUUUAAGCUAAUUAGUAUUUUAAAUCUUUUGUAAACAAGGAGUACCGAAAGGUAUAGUGAAUGUGGUGUAUGGUAAAGGAGACGCUAUUGGGAAAGCCAUAACUCAACAUCCCAGUAUGAAGGCAUUGGUCUUUGUAAGUACUUCAUUUGCAAAUAUAAUUAACCUAAACACUCGGAAUGACUGACACAAAGGAACACAGCUAUAGAUAAUAGUUUCCUUUGAAAUCAGGAAGAUGACUGCAAGUGACUGACUGUACGUCAGUUAAUUAGCAAUGAGAAUCGAAGCCAAAGACCUCCCAACAAUAAACGUUUGUUAAGUUCCAACUUAUAGCCCAAGAACUUACACCACAGGCUUGACUGCAAGAGGUUUUUCAUCAAACGCACAUGGUUUGAUGUUCCUUAUUUACUAAAACAGCAGUAAAAGGUGGAAACGUUACCUUAUCAAUCCCGAGGUCGAGGGGAGUGGUUCACUCCUGUUUGAAAGCAACGGCUUUGGUCGUCAGAAAAUUAGAACUUAAUCCCUUAAGUAUGCCAAUCUGGGUGUUGCUUUAUUCGGAACCCUAAAAUAGACCAUGCUAAACAAAGGACAUUUCUUGUGUUUUGCUUAUCAGGUAGGAAGUGAAAGGACUGCUUGUAAAGUCUUAAGAGAUAGAAGUGACCAUCUGCUUUAUACAAAGAAGAUUUCGUUUAACUUGGAAAACUGUCAUGCAAUGAUUAUCUUUGACGACGCAGAUCUAGACGAAGUCCUUCCAGCUGCAAUUAGGGGAAGGUAAAUUUAAGUUUAGACGCUUUAGGUACUAUAUUAGACUUAAGACAAUUAGACAGUGAACAUUAAUAUAGAGAUAGCUUGUUAUUUUGAUGCACAGUUUAUAAACUAUGCGAUGUAUGUUACCUUUUCAGGUAAGUGGUCCAUCAUUUUUUCACGUAGUACGAUCAGCAUUGCAGUAUUCUGCUUGCAGAAUUUAAUAUGUCUACUUUAUUAUUUUUGCUGAUCAGGUCUUUAUAGAUCCUACGUUCUUCAGCAUAUUCGUUUGCGGUCCUUUGCAGUCCCUUGCAAUUGUGGUUAAUGUUUGUACUUUAUAAAUGUUUGGUCUUGUAAGACACGUGGUAUGACGUGAUUCUGUGGGUGUUAGGAAUUCUGGGUCAGGGCUAAAAUCAGAGUGCGCGGAUAUUUUUUCAUCAGAGACUGAUCUCUGAUUGUUACGCCAUACUGAGGAGCCCCAAAGAGGGCGAAACAGCUGUCUAUGGCUACAAUCCCGCUUUGUUUUGAGUUCUUUCGGUGUCGUGUUGAUGUCUUGCAGAGUUAAUUUUCACGUAGUAUGAUCAGCAUUGCAGUAUUCUGGUUGCAGAAUUUAAUAUGGCUCCAUCAUUGUUAGCUAUAUUGUUUCCUAAAUUAAAAUGGCUCAGCAAAACGGAAAUGCUUUUUUGUCAGUCGUUUGACUUUUUGUUCUUAAGGAUAGAACCUGAACUUCGUUUAACCCAGUUCUACCAACUCUUGUCCUAAUUGCUCUCAUGAAUUAUGAACUGAGUUGUCAGAAAACUCCCACAGUGGUAUAUGCACUUUGUUGCAAAAUUUGACUCGGAAACUAAAAAUGCUUGAAAGGAACCCACUAAAAAUCUAUACUCUCUUUAACAGCUUUAAGUAAUUAGUCAGUACUUAACAAAAAGGUCACCUGUAGAGUGAGGUAUUCGUAGCUAAUGCUGUUUAUACAUACGAAUAGAGAUCACCGCGAUUGUGAAUCAGGAAACUCAUGGAAAAUAUUGCAUUUCUUUUCUUUUGUUUUGUCUUCACACAGUUUCCUUCAUAAUGAGGGUCAACAUGUCCAUUCUGUCAAUCGAAUUUUUGUUCAAACAUCCAUUCUACAAACGUUUACAGAUAAAUUUAUCAGAGUCGUGCAGAGAUUGAAAAUUGGAAAUCCUUCUGAAAGCAGCAUACAGGUAAGAACAUACUUUUUAAAUCUCAUCGCGGCCGUUAUAUUAUAAGGGGCGAGGUGUUGCUUUAAGGUCUCGGUAAAGGAAAACGAGGUGCCCACAGAAAAAAAUUCUAGUCGCGCCAGUAUUUUCGCUACAAAGGCAAGUUAUAUAUCAAAUUAAAGCUAAAAGACUAAAUUACCUUAUAAAAUAUUUUAUUUCAUCGAAUUUCAAAAGGCGCUUAAGUUUUUUGCUCUCGAACUCAGAGGUAUCGAGUUUACUGCUGAAGCUCCAGCCCUUUCGCGUUGUUAAAUAUUCACUUUCUUUUUAUUGCAUCUGAUUGACAGAUUAAAGACCUAAAAAAGGGUGUGAGGAAAUUUGCAUAUGUCUCGUAUUAGGGGAAUUAUUACAUUUCAAACUAAAAAGUCGAAUCUCGAGCACGAUUUACGCAAAGAAACUGACAUAAAAUGAGUUACAAAGGGAAAUCGGAAAAUUCCUCACACCCUUUUUAAGUCUAUAUCAUUAUCCAUCAUAUCUGAAAGUUUCAAAGCGAUAGCUUAAAACCUGUCCCGACUGGAGGUCGGAGAAUUUUGAUUUUUGCGUCUAAAAUAGAGUGAGAGAAAAUCAGCUCUAAAGAUUUAGCGCGAGGUCCACGCUUGGCUGGUUAGCUCAGGAAAGGCUCAUUUUAGAAGGGUUAAAAAGCACUUUCUGAUUUUCUUUUUCUGCCAAAAUAAAAUUUAGGACCCACUCAUGCCAAAAAUCCAAAAAAAACAAAAUCGAGCAAUGUACUAAAAUUUUCAUUUACCGAGACCUUAAGUAUAGCCAAAUACGACACUUUUAAGAGCUUUCAUUUUAGUAUCUUGAUUUUAUGUUACUAAAUGGAGGGAAAAAUUAAAGUGGGUUGACUAUUAAGUCUCACCUGGUCUGCCAUUUUUUAACCUUAUAUUACUGUAUUUCUGUCGUCUUAUGACAAGGUCGUCGGUAUAAUAAUGAUUAUGAUGAUGAUGACGAUGACGAUGAAGAAGAUGAUAAAGAUAACAAUCAAUAAUCAAAUUAAAAAAAGCUGCAAAUCAAAUCUAGCUCUAUUCUUAAGUGCAGUGGCGAAUCCAGACAUUCCGAUAAGGCGGGGGCCCGGUCAUCCAGACCCUGAGAGAAGGGAGAUGCCCGGUCUCAAAAAAAUUUUUUUUCGGCCCUUGGGGCCUCAGUUUGGUCUAAAAAUAAGGGGGGGCCCGGGCCCUUCGGGCCCCUCCAAUAGAUCCGCCACUGAAAUGAGUACUUCUUCUGUGUCCACUUCCUUAAUACUUUAACAUCAGCAAAAGGCGUUUUUCAAGGGUAUGUCUGUAGGGCUUUCAUGAAUCAAUGACGAUAAUUCAUACGUUUUCAAAGGGAUGCAGACUAUGAAAAAUGUGUUUCUUCUGUGCAAAUGCCAACAAUACAGAAAAUUUAUCCAGAUCCACCACUGGUCAGAGUUAAGCUCCAUUACAAUACUCCUUAACUGCUGAUCUGUUUUUUGACUUAUUUUUUUGUAGGUUGGACCUUUAAUAAGUAGGGAGCACAGGCAAAAGGUAAUAAACCUUAUCCAAGGAGCUGUAAACGACGGUGCAGAGAUCCUGUGCGGUGCCAAAAUUCCAAAACUAGACAGCAAGUUGAACAGAGGAUACUUCUUAGAGCCCACCGUACUUGGAGGUUAGUUUAAGAGUUAGGUUUUAAUUAUGGUCUCAAGCGAAAUAUGAUUGCUUUGAGUCGAGAAUCUUGAAAAGGGUUUUUUAGGUCUGGGGUGUAAAUGACAUCAACAUUCGAAAACACAGCUAAAAUAAGGGUACUCAGCUAUGAAACCCCGUUUUUUUUAUAUCUACCUCGAAUUGUAAAUGGAGGUGUCUCAAUAACCAGCUAUUGAUUACCUCAAUUGGCCCUGUAUUAGACUUCGAAACAGUCAAGUCCCGGGUAGAUAAACAGCGCGCCACUGACGUCAUUUGUUCAAUAACUCUUUCUAUUAUUGGGCUUUUGACGACAGGAAAGGCUUGAAAUUAUGAGUGAAUAAUAAUACAUAAUGCAUAGAAGGAGUGCAGCCAUCAACAAGGAUUGCUCUUAAGACGAGGGACAUACGGAGAAAAUAAGAGACUGAGGAGAUAUCCAAGGGCAAAAAAGACUCCUGGGAUAAGGAAAAAAAACCUUAGGUUCCGUAUCACAUCACUUCCCAGAUAUGACUCUUACACAAUGAGCAAUGAAAAAAAAGACAAUGUCCCUUAGUGACUAUCCCUAGCUAGUGUUUAUCUAUAAUGGUUUGUGGGAAUUGGUAAUAUAGGGAAGGGAUACACCUCCAAUUGAUCCUAUGAGUCCCGAACGUACCCAUUCCCAUUGGGUAGGGUUUGUGCCUACUGAGGCUUAUCCAUGCAAGAAAACACUCUAAGAAGAGUAUUUUGAAUAUGGUGGGAUGCUAUGUUAUCCUAUUUUACAUUUAAUAGGAUUUCAAAGCAAUUUUACGGACACUAUUAACACUAUGGAGGUUCCAGGACCAGUGGUAAAUAUGAACUUAUAUAAAAUUAAUCAAAUGCUGCUUUCCUAAACUAAGUUGGUGUGAAUGGGGCAAUAAGAAGAGUGAGACUGGUGAGAAGGUGAGGCUUGCGUGGUUCGCGCGAGAAUCUCACACUAGUACUUCGCGCCUCGCGCCUCGCGCCUCGCGCCUCGCGCCUCGCGCCUUGUAAACUCAUAAUUCAUAUUUUAGCGUUAAAAGUGUUCUAAACACAAAUGUGAAGGGAGCGGUGAAUGUGCCAAAAUUGCAACAAAGUAAAGAGGCAGAACGAGAAGUAAGCUCAGGCGCCGCCAAGCGAUUUUCAUUAUAACAUAAGAACUGGACAGGAGAUUUGUUAAUUAGGCAAAGAUUUAACUACAAGCUAUGUAGCGAUAAAUUACAAAGCAAAUACAAAUACUUAUCUGCUUGGUAGUUCCAAGGAGUUUUCAAGGUUCCAGAACAAUAUAACACAGAGAAGAAAUCCUUAAAUACUUUAAAUCUUCUCUCGCAUCUGACAAACAGCUUAUUCUAAAAUGGCGGCAAUAUUACUCUUUUUUUUUGUUUAUGUUAAUUAGCCCUCUUUACCUCGACUGUAUUUGCCAAUGAGAAAAGAACUUCGACCUUGAAACGAGGCCAAUUAAUAUUAUUCUAUAGGGCCAAUAGGCCUCUUUUGUGUGUAUUUUUUGUUUUCCCGAUGAAGGGCUCUGGGGAAUUCGCACGUGAGUAGACAAAAUAUGUAAGGAACAGUUCUCAAAAGUAUUAUCAUAUGAUCUACACGUACAUUGUAAAAACAAAAAUACAAGCUAAAGAGGUCUAUUUAACAUUAUCAGUCGGCCUCCGUAUUGGGGUAGGAUGUAUGCGCUUCGUUUUUUUCUGUCUUGCCGGGAAGCACUUUUUCAUGUCUCUAUGCAAAUAUAAAUCACAUUUUACAUAAUAAUAAUAAUAAUAAUAAUAAUAAUAGUAAUAAUAAUAAGUACAAAAUCAUUCAUAGCAAAGUAAAUUAAAACUUUUUUUUCCAAAGGUUAGAUUGAUACCAUUUCGCACCUCAGACGAGGUCAUAGAAGCUGUUAAUAUAACGUCGUACGGACUAUCUGCUUCGAUUUGGUGCAGAAAUGUUAGUUUAGCUCACUCCGUGGCAGACCAGCUAACUUUCGGGUAAGGCCAUGAAUGGUACCCUAAGAAGACAGGCGACGUUCCUCGACUUUACCACUGGCCAUGCAUGGUUUUCCCGCGAAAUGACGCCUGAGGAACGAGCGCAGAAAUCCCAUACUGGUGACGCGUCACUACCCAGAUCUGGAUAGUGCUUCCGAUUGGUUGCAGCAAAUUUUCAACCAAUCAGAAGCACCUCCCUAGGUAUAUUUAGGUAGAAAUGCGUCAUCAGAAUGGAAUCUCUACAGUUUUCUUCUGACGCCAUUUUGCGGAAAAACCAAUGGUGACUUCGAGAAAUGCCUGCCGUUUUCUCAAGCUAUAUUAAGGCAGGUUUGAAAGAAAAUGUCCGACUAGCAUACACGCAAGUCUGUCCCCAUUCCGAAUUGAGAAUGCCUGAGACCUUUAAUCCUUCUUGCACAAGACUUCAAUGAGCCUUGAAUAACGAUUCUUUACGUUUAAGCUAAAAUUUGGCACAAAUAUUAAUCGCCCCGGUUUGGUCGGCCGGGUGAGUUUCAUUCUGAAAAUAAUAAUUGGUUUUCACAAUGGCUUGAGGUUUGACGAAUACGAAGGAGAACAAUUCGAAUUCUCCGUAGUAUUGCAAUUGUCGUGACGAUUUAAUUGGUUCUGGAGUCUUGAGUCGGUGAUUGCUGUGUUUCAUCUGUGCUUUUUAAGAGUGAAUCUUACCGUCUUUUCGUCACAGUGCUUAGAUUUGGUCCCCACCGACUGAUUUCUAAGAGAUAGUUAUCAAAUACAAGGAAUGAGAAAAUUUACCCACAACUUACGAAUCACUGUAACUCAGAAAAACAGGGGGAGAGACGGAGAUUUGGCAAAACUUAAUGUUUGUUUUGUUGUUAUCUUAUUUUAUUUUAUUUCUGUAUUAUUUUUCAUUUGUAAUUUUAUUUUAUCCUUUUUUCACUUCAUUUCUUUUUCAUGAUCUUAGCUCGGUGUGGAUAAACAGCUGGCUGCCAAACAAUCCUAGCAUGCCUUCUGAUGGAUGGAAACACAGUGGACCAGGAAGGACAGGAGGCCUUUACUCUAUGGACUUCUACACUGAACUAAAAACCGUCAACAUAAAAUUAUAAAUCGUCCGAGACAUUUAACUUUUUAGUAACC
Molecule: messenger RNA, 11219 nt
Organism: Porites lobata
Lineage: Eukaryota; Metazoa; Cnidaria; Anthozoa; Scleractinia; Poritidae
Source: the annotation of a GenBank genome assembly